AGCGGACGCGCUAGCCUGACGCGCUCAGGCUCCGCAGCCAAUCGGGAAGCGCGGUGCAGGUUCAAAUAAAGACGGCGGGUGAACAUGGCGUCACCCCUUGGGUCUGGGAGGUGAUCGACCUGCGUUUUGUGUUGAAGAUGUGGCGGGUGAAAACACUGAACUUUAGCCUGUCGCCUUCGCCUCAGCCGGGAAAACCGGCUGUGAGAACCCCUCUCCGAGAACUUAGCCUGCAGCCCAGUGCCCUCACCAGCUCCGGAAAACGGCCCCCGCUCUGCUCCUCGCUCACUCCAUCCCUGUGCAAGCUGGGGCUGCAGGAAAGCAACAGCAACUCAUCUCCACUGGAUUUUGUCAAUGCUAAGAGGAAAGACUCCCCUUCAGAACAGUUCAGCCAUCCCUCAAAGUGGCUAGAAGCUUGUCAACAUGAAUCAGAUGAGCAGCCCUUAGAUCUGAUUCCCCAAACCAACUCUACUCCCAGAAUAUGUGAGGAAGCAGUAGAUCCAGUGGACGACGAUGUGGUUAAAACCAUGGUUCUUAUACCUUUUCCAGUAGGGCAGCAGCAAGACAUUACGCUUGAGGCCCAUUUAGAUACAAUGGCAGAGACAAACAGCAUCAUUCUAAAUGAGCCUUUGAGGCCAGGAGAUCUGCUGAGAGAGGGAGUGGCACCUUGCAUGGAAGACAGCUUUUCAGAAGUUGUUCCUGCUAUGCCUGAGAAACCUGCAUUUCAGGAUCCUCCAUCUCAUCUCUUGGAGUAUCCACCAAAUCCCUGUUCUGAGCAACAGCUACCCUUCUCCAAGGAAGGCCUGAUGGACAGAGGGACUGAGGCUGUGCCUGAGGACUUAGUUCUUUCUGAAAGUAAUGCUGUCUUGCCUUCCUCCAUGCUCUGGCUUUCCCCUUCAACUGCCUUAGCAGCAGAUUUCCCUGUCAGUCAUGUGGACCCAGGGGAGGAAACUAUAGAGCACAGAGCUGUAGAGGGAAGAGAAAUGAGCUUUCCCACCACACUCCCUGAGGAGGCUGAAUUGGGAGAUCAAGCACUUGUCUCAAAUAUGGAAGAUAUUCUGCCCACAUGCCUUACCCCAAAUCUAGGAGAAAUGGAAUCCCAGGUGGAUCCAGGCCCAGCAGUAGAGGAUGCUGGUAGGAUUCUUAUCUCUGAUACAGGGCCUUGGAUGUCCCCAUUGGCCUGGCUGGAAAAAGGUGUAAAUACUUCGGUCAUGCUGGAAAAUCUCCGCCAGAGCUUAUCGCUUCCGUCUGUGCUUCGAGAUGCUGCGAUUGGCACUACCCCUCUCUCUACUUGCUCCGUGGGGACUUGGUUAACACCUCCAGCACCACAGGAAAAGAGUACGAACACAUCCCAGACAGGCCUGGUGGGCACCAAGGACAGUACUUCUGAGACAGAGCACCUCUUAAGGGGCCAUCCUCCAGAUCUGACUGCCUUAUCUCGACAUGACCUUGAAGAUAACCUGCUGAACUCUCUUGUCAUUCUGGAGGUUCUCUCCUGCCAGCUGCGGGACUGGAAGACCAAGCUGACUGUCCCUCACCCAGAAGUUCAGGACAGUAGCACACAGACUGAUACCUCUCCCAGUGAGAUAAGUAAGAAACCUCAGCAUCUUCAGGAGAGCCAAGAGAUUGGGCAAGCUCUUCAGCAGGCCAGGAAUGUCAUGCAAUCAUGGGUGCUGGUCUCUAAAGAGCUGAUAUCCUUGCUUCACCUAUCUCUGUUGCACUUAGAGGAAGAUAAAACUACUGUGAGUCAGGAGUCUCGGCGUGCAGAAACCUUGGUCUCUUGCUGUUUCGAUGUGUUGAAGAAAUUGAGGGCAAGGCUCCAGAGCCUCAAAGCAGAAACGGAGGAAGCAAAGCACAGAGAGGAAAUGGCCCUCCGAGGCAAGGAUGUGGCAGAGACAGUGCUAGAGGCUUUCUGUGCACAUGCUAGCCAACGCAUCAGCCAACUGGAACAGGACCUGGCAUCCAUGGGGGAAUUCAGAGGCCUUUUGAAGGAGACCCAGACCCAACUGGUAGGACUUCAUACUGAGCAAGAAGAGUUGGCUCAGCAGACGGUGAGUCUUACUUCAACCUUACAACAGGACUGGAUAUCCAUGCAACUCGAUUAUAUAACAUGGACAGCGUUGCUGAGCCGGUCUCGACAACUCACAGAGAAACUCACAGCCAAGAGCCGGCAGACUCUGCAGGAACGUGAUGCUGCAAUUGAGGAAAAGCAGCAGGUUUCCAGGGAGCUGGAACAAGUCUCUACCCAUUUAGAGGACUGCAAAGUCCAAGUAGAACAACUGAAGUUGGAAAACAGUCGCCUAGCAACAGAUCUCCAGGCUCAGCUGCAGAUUCUGACCAGCAUGGAGAGUCAGCUAAAAGAGCUACAGAGUCAGCAUGCCCACUGUACUCACGACCUGGCCAUUAAGGAUGAGUUGAUCUGCCAGCUUACCCAGAACAAUGAGGAGCAGGCUGCUCAAUGGCAAAAGGAAGAGAUGGCAUUAAAACACAUGCAGGCAGAGCUGCAGCAACAACAGGCUGUCCUGGCCAAGGAGGUGCAGGACCUGAAGGAGACUCUGGAGUUUGCGGACCAAGAGAAUCAAGUUGCUCACCUGGAGCUGGGCCAGGUUGAGUAUCAGUUGAAAACCGCACUGGAAGUGCUCCGGGAGCGCAGCCUGCAGUGUGAGGACCUUAAGGACACUGUAGAGAACCUGAAGGCUAAACUGGCUAGCACCAUAGCAGAGAACCAGGAGCAAGACCUGGAGAAGACACGCCAGUAUUCCCAAGAGUUAGGGGUGCUGACUGAGCAACUACAGAGCCUGACCCUCUUUCUACAGACAAAACUAAAGGAGAAGGCUGACCUGGAGACCCUCCUGAUAAGCACAGCUUGUGCUCCUGCCCAGGAACACCCUCUGCCCACUGACAGCGCCUUCUUGGGAAGCAUCUUGACAGCUGUGGCAGAUGAAGAGCCAGAAGCAGCACCUGUGCCCUUGCUUGGAAGUGACAAGAGUGCUUUCACUCGAGUAGCAUCAAUGGUUUCUCUUCAGCCUACAGAGACCCCAGGCAUGGAGAAGAGCCUGGCAGAAAUGAGUACUAUGACUCUGGAGCUUCAGAGCCUAUGCUCCCUGCUGCAAGAGUCUAAAGAAGAAGCUGUGAGGACUCUGCAGCAAAAGAUUUGUGAUCUGCAGGCUAGGUUACAGGUCCAGGAAGAGCAGCAUCAGGAAGCCCAGAAGGCAAAGGAAGCAGACAUAGAGAAGCUGAACCAGGCCUUGUGCUUGCGCUACAAGAAUGAAAAGGAGCUCCAGGAAGUGAUCCAGCAGCAGAAUGAGAAGAUCCUAGAGCAGAUAGACAAGAGUGGCGAGCUCAUUAGCCUUAGAGAGGAGGUGACCCAGCUAACCCGCUCACUUCGGCGUGCAGAGACAGAGACUAAGGUCCUCCAGGAGACUCUGGCAGGCCAGCUGAAUCCCGACUGUCAGCCCAUGGCCACUGACUGGAUCCAGGAGAAAGUGUGGCUCUCCCAGGAGGUGGACAAGCUGAGGGUGAUGUUCCUGGAGAUGAAAAAUGAGAAGGCAAAACUCAUGGUCAAGUUCCAGAGCCAUAGAAACAUCCUGGAGGAGAAUCUCCGGCGCUCUGACAAGGAGUUAAAGAAACUAGAUGACAUUGUUCAGCAUAUUUAUGAGACUCUGCUGUCCAUCCCAGAGGUCGUCAGGGGUUGCAAGGAGCUACAGGGAUUGAUGGAAUUUCUGAGCUAAGAAACUGAAAGCUAGAAUCUAUUUCACCUGUUUUUAACCUGCAAAAUUGGCAUAGAGCCAGCUAUGUUUAAUGCUAUUUAAAUAAAGUAUAUUUAAUGUA
Messenger RNA from Equus quagga, 3828 nucleotides. It is a transcript of the gene SPAG5, whose product is annotated as sperm associated antigen 5. Bases 138 to 3728 code for a protein of 1196 amino acids. The transcript has 24 exons. Gene Ontology annotation, biological process: regulation of attachment of spindle microtubules to kinetochore; cell division. Lineage: Eukaryota; Metazoa; Chordata; Mammalia; Perissodactyla; Equidae. The record is from RefSeq and is a predicted model, not a curated record.